Messenger RNA from Gasterosteus aculeatus aculeatus (three-spined stickleback), 8892 nucleotides. RefSeq lists its product as uncharacterized. Lineage: Eukaryota; Metazoa; Chordata; Actinopteri; Perciformes; Gasterosteidae. Gene Ontology annotation, cellular component: nucleoplasm. The record is from RefSeq and is a predicted model, not a curated record.
CCCCCCCCCUCCCCGUCAGGGGCCGCCCCUCUUAGUCCAACUCACACAGGCAAGCCAAUGUCCAACCAAACCCCGGCCCAGAGAAAAAGAAAAAUCGCAGGUUAGACUGUCGGCAAUUUCCCUUAGGCCAGCUCAAAGGGGAGGGGCAGAAAUAGCGAUGGGAGCAUUGGAGGAUGUAAUGGGUCUGCCUGAGAUGCCCCCCUUUGCUUUUUCUAUUCAAGUCUGAUACAUGGCAGUGCAUUUACAUUCUGGAGUUGUCUAGCCAGUGUGGCUUUGCCAGACUGGGCUGUCCAAAGCUUCCCAGUCCUGGAUCGGGUCUUGAAUGUGGUGCAGAUUUUGAGACAGUUUGGCGAAUGAGGAGCAGGAUUUGCAACACAGAGGAUCUCAAUGCCCCAGGGAGAGCCUCAUCAUUGGCCAAAGUCCAGGAACUGAGCCCAAAGCAGACCAGAGCAGCAGACUGGACGGGCCACAGUCAGAAUUUGGAGCUUGUGGACGAGCGAUGGACAGCUGGACUCUACAGGGGGACAGCUACUCCUUCCUGCGAAGUGCACCCCGUAACACAUUUUCCCUGUGCCAUCGGGACGGCACCCCCAACCAGGUUGAAAUCUUCGACAUCAUAAACGUACCAAGUCAGCGCAGUGUCAUCUCCGAGACCACCAGCCUUUGUGACAUUUUUGGAGACGACUGUGAGUCACCGUCUGUCUCCAGUAGCCCUGCUGCCGGGACUUUUGUUCCUCCGCGUAGGGAGGUGGACGGGUCAGCUGCUGCCUCAUCUCUGGCGGAUGAUCUGAACGACUCGUCGGGCUCUUACCACACUGCUCCGGGGUCCAGUGAAGGCGAGGAGGGAUUUGAAGAUUCUAGAGAAAGGGUUUGCAGUCCCCUGUUGCAGUGCGAUUCUUCAGAAAGGAGGCAGCUGGCGGGUGAGGGACUGACCUCAGGGCUUACAGAAGUUUCCGACGAUAGAAGCCCAAAUUUAGAACCAGAAAGUAAAUCACCCGCACCUCAAUUUAGUACAGCAAGCCCAUCGUCAUCAGUCCUCAACACUGGUGAGAGCACACCCUCUCCUGGACAUAAUAGCCCCUUUACCCUCAGUAUAGAGGGAAGCUUGUCAUCCUUGUCUUCUUCCCCAGUUGAAAAAACACCAUCAUCACCUAGUCCUAGAAAAGCCUACCCAGAAACGGAUGCAAGAAGAACCACUCCCACUUUCAUUGAUAGAUCUCCGUCUCUAACUCCAAGCCCCUCACCUGAGCCUGGGAACUGUGUCACCUCAUCUUCCUGUGAAUCAGUGAACACCCAGUUGUUACCUGAGUUGGGUGUCGCACAGGCUUACCCUGAGCCCGGGAGCAGCUGCUUUAAUCAACACAGCAGUCCCUCACCCGAGCCCACAUCCAAAGAGCUUUCUCUGGAUUCUACAGAAUCCACGUUUGAUUCUGCAGCCACACUUCUAUCUCCUUCACCCUCAGCCAGUAUUACAGAGUUAUCAUCCCAGUCGAGAGAGACACUGGCCUCACCUCAGUUGAAAGACAAGCCUUCCUCCUGGGAUUCGCAAGCGUCCUCUCCUUUUUCUGAGCUAAGAGGGAGGGUGUUCCUGCUUGAUCUCCUCAGCAGAGGCUCAACACCUGAUAACGGAGAUUUUACCCACAUCCCUGAGCAGAUUUUAGAUUCUUCCACUGCAAGAGGACACGAUACAACCACUCCUGAGAGCCAAGAUACAAGACUCAGUGCUGUAUGUACACAACCUUCACCUGUUUCAUCACCAGCAGCAUCUCCUCAGCUUGUGCAUAGCAUCUCACCUGAAUUGAUACACACAGUUCCCUCACCUGGCCAACCCUGUGACGCUUCUUCUGAUAAAACUUGGACAAGGACUCCGCCUCCCGACGCCUCGCAUAAAAUUAGACACAUUUUAACACCUCCUGACAGCAGGACCCAGGUGUUGUCACCUGUGUUCAGUUAUAGCUUAUCUCCAUCGCCUGACAUUACGAGCAGUUACUCUCCCACAGAGCAAGAACAUACAGCUCCCUCACCUGAAAUUAGGAUUACAGCUUCUUCCCCUGAGGUCAGUGAAAGAGAGUUGUCUUCUGAAGUGGAAACAACUCCUGCAUCUCCUUUCCUAGAUCUUCACUCUGACUGUUCCUCAUCAAGAAGCCUCACUUCGUCCCCUCACAUCACAGGGAUUUCUUACUCUGUUGUUCAACCCGAGGACAGGGACACUCCCUCAUUUCCCGAGCUUUCUUGUCUCUCCACCCGUCAACCUGAUAGGACACUUGUUUCCCCUGAAGCAAGGAGCCCUACCCCCCACGGAGACAGUAAACAUAGCAGUAUAGCAGAGUCCACCUGUUCACCAAGAGAUUCACCUUGUAUAUCAGGAGUCACAAGCUCUGACCUGCAGCCAGAAGUAACUGUGUUGCAUCAAGCCAGCUAUCAAACACCUUCACCUCGGCCAGAGCGUCACACUCCCUCGACUGAGCCAAGAUAUCAAACCCCUUCAUCUGACAAGAAUCAAAGUCCCUCGCCUCAGCAAAGGAGUAGAGGUCCAUCACCUGCCUCAUGCCCUGAACAGAGGUAUCAUUGGAAUUCACAACCGACCGUCUCCACUGAGUACAACCGUCAUUGUACCCGGCCUACUCCUCCUCUAAGAAAUACACCCGAGGUUGAGGAGGACUCCGCUUCAGUUGAUAUUACAGAAAAACAAUACCCAACACAUUUGGCCAAAGAGAGUGUGUCACCCUCAUUUAAACAACAAAACAAAGAGAGGGAAGCAGGACAAAAGGAGGCAACCCUUCAGGAUAAUUCAAGUCUCCCAGAGGAAAAACAACCUAUUACCCCGAAUUUUGGACAGAACGAAGACACUUUUAAAAAUCUACCCAUUGAAAUAAAUACUCCUUCUCCUAAUAGUCUAAUCUUCGAAGACAGGAGUCCAGGUAUCUCACCUGUCCACAGGUCUACAGCAACCUCGCCUGUGCAGAAAAAAGAAACCUCAAUUCAGCCUAAAUUCUCUACGUAUCCGCAAACUUAUGAGAGCAGCGGCUUAUUAAAAUCAGCCUGUACACCUGAGCCUGCCAGAAGACAGCUGUCAGCCAAAAUUAGAGGUGAAACCAGGAACAGGACAACAGAGGACAUGGCCCAGCAUGUAAACAGAAGGCGGACUCCCUCUCCGCCACUCACCAGGUUUACACCUGUCCACAUCAUAGCCCCUGAGAAACCAUACAGACAGUGGCAGAACAGAAGCCGUAGCCCCUCCCAGGUUGUAGCAUCCUCACCCAAUUGUAAUUUGAGGAAAGUGCAGACAAAUAGGGAAUGCCCCGAUGUUGCCUAUGUUGACAAUAAUAGCCAGGCCCAUUGGGUCAGGCAAGAAAGGCAAUUGGAGAUGAAAAGGGAAAUGCAGCUAGAGGACGAAAGGGAGGUAGGUAGGCAGAGGAAAAUUGAUAGGGAGCCAGAGAGCCAGAGAAAGAAGAGGGAGGAGCAGGUUCCUGAAAAGGGGAAGGGUGGGCAGUGGGACGCCAGUUACAGAGGGGAACAGGCUGAACUGUCAUUCAACGCCAAGAAUAGAAAAGGGCCUGCAAGUCGCAGCACAGCUCCCACAAGCAAGGAGACCCGUCAGGGACGGCCAACAGCGCAUUCCUACUCGGAAAGCUUGCUUACCACCAGGCAGAUACAGCAACAACAGAGUCUGCUUCGACUUGCUUCCCAACAAGACAGCAGGGGUGGUGCUCCCAGCAGACGCCGUCAACCUCCUGCACCACACAACAAGAGCAGUCUUCCUGGACGCGUGGCCGCACACAGGUCCUGCCGGAGUUCCAGCUCCAGCAUGGGAAGUGAGCUUGAUGAGGCAGACGAUGAGGUGAAAUGGUUCACAGACUUGGCUUUCAACAGCCUCUCCAGCCCUGAGGUAGAUUACCUUGACAUGUACAACUCCAGCCACCGUUCAUCUACCAACAUUUCUCAACCAUCUACACAGGAGAGUCCCGCUGGGGUCAGCACAGCCUGGCCGGCCUAUGCUGACUUCAGGGGUUCUGCUCCUAGGCUGGACAAUGAUGAACUCUCAUUCCAGCAACCACCUGCAUACUACUCAGACGGCCUAGAUCCGUCAAGGCGCUACGAGAUGGGCAGCUUUGAGUGUGUGGAUGUUGCCGUGGAAAGAGAGGACUUCAGAAGGGUGAGAAGAGGAGUGCCGAAAAGACAGAUCCAGCUGAAGAAAAAGAGUGACGCUGAAGGGAAGCAGGAUGAGAGCAGUGAAAAUAGUAGUCCUGGGUUACCAGUGAUGGGGGAGAGCCCCUCUCUAGAGACUCCUUCCAGGGAGAAGCUCAUGAGACAACACAGUACACCAGCAGCAAUGCCAGAAUGCUACGCCUCUGAACGGAACCUUGAGCAGCAUCAACAAAAUAAAAGAAAAUCCAAACUCCAGAAAUCUGCUUCUCUUGAUGAAACAUGCACUAAGACCAAGAUGGCCACUUGUCUUAUCAAGAGUGUGUUAUCCAAGAAGAUGCAGAUUUUUGAAAAACAACCUGAUGAGCAGGUAGGAGAAGAGGGGAGCCCGGCUUUUGAGGAAAACAGACAACCAACAGAGAGCACACAGGUACUCCUCAAAGAGUCCCCACUACCUGACCAACAUGAUCUUAGUUCCAGUCUUCAGUCAGAUCACAGUCUUUUAUCUGAGGGUGUCACUGAGAGAGAAAAGAAAAUCACAAAGGAUAAUUUGAACCCAGCCAAAAGCUUUGGAGCAAGAUCCAGUAAUAGGCCAAGUUCAUCCAGCAGCAGCCGAAGUGUUAACUUUUCAUUGACCGAGAGUGAGGAGGUUGAUUCUCAAAGCACAAAUGCGGCCUCACUAAGAUCUGAAAGGAGAGCAGAACUGAAAGUGCCAUUUGAUAGUAAACAGUCAAGAACUGGAGUACAACAAGCUGAUGAGAGCGAGACAUGGGACAGAGGGGAGGGUGGUGACUCAGCAAAUGCCACCGCCAGGAACUCAGGAGCUCCUCCUGCCACAGGAGCCAGCAGCAUGCAGGCCAGGGGGACAAGCAGAGACCCAGAACGUAAAAACACGGAGGACUAUAAACAACUGGAACAGGAUGCCAGGGGCGCUUACACGUCACAAACACAGGACAUUACUGUCAGAGCUGUGGAGAAAAAGAAAGCCUCCUUAAAUGUCUGUCUCACACCUGAGGCAGAGAACAAACCUUGGGCGUCUUUGCCAGAUAUGAAGGAGGAUCAGCUAGAGACUAGGAUAGAUGAGGAAGAAGAAGGCAACGGGAAUAAUAAAGUUAAGGUCCCCAUUCACAAAGUUAGAGAUGUAAGGCGCCUUGUAAAAAAUACAUAUAAUCUGUCAUUCAAAGCAACUAGUGCUGUAAUGCCAUCCCAUGUGGACAAAGAAAGACUGGACACUUCUAAUGAGGAUAAGAGAAAAGAAAUUAAGGAGAAAAAGAGGGAAGAGGGUACAACUCAGGAAGAGCGGGAGGUAAGGCACGAGAUAAUACGGAAGGAGAGGGAGGAGGGGGUCAGCGGGGAGAGGAAAGAGGAACAGAAGGAGGAGUUAAAAGAAUCAAAGCUACAAACCUCUCUACCUCUUCAGAGCAAAGGAAGUUCUAUGUCUCGUCCACAGCCGAUGCAAAUACAAUACAAGGCUGUUUGUUCGUCAAGCAGCAAGAAAGACCUUGGUGAUAAAUGCGAGGCUGCUCAGAAGCUCAUCACACAGGUAAGCAGAGAAUCACACAAGGCACUGAGUUACACAACCGGAGACACAGCAGUUUCAAAGUCAUUUAACCAUGCUGUAGAAGAGGAUGUGACUGAAGUGCAUAAAGAGUCACACAAUGAGGAGAAACCUGUGGGGCUUAAGACCGAGAUAAAACCUCCAAUGCUCGGCAGCCUCCCUAGAUUGCCUAGUAAGGAAAGAGAGGUGUCCACUGCAGUAGUUUUAAUAAGAGAUGGAUCAAGUAAGACCAAGAAAUCCGGAUCUUCAAUCCAUGAAGGGAUUCCCAACCUGCUCCAAACUCGAGCUGAUUUACACUCAUCCGCACCCUCUACCCCCAGCGGUGGCCACUCAGUUUCAAUGCUAUUAAAGGGGAAAGGCUACCAAGCUGACAUUGGAGCAGUAGUGGGCGACAUGACUGAAACUGAGGUUACAGGGAUUAAACAUGUGAACUGCCUAGAGAUCCCCCUUCAGACCGCAAGUCCUUCACAUGGAGGUGAACCUGAGUCUCGUAGAAAGAGGACAUUCUCCUCCUCAUCCACCACGUCUUGUCCCUCGGCUGCAUCCGAGAACACACACACCCUUCCAAAGGCCAGAGAAGACGAGGGCAUUAGAAGUCAGCCUACAAUAAAAGAGACUGAAAAGGAAAAAAGUCCUUCUCAGCUAAGAAACGCGCAGGAGCAGACACCACCUCCUGCUAAACACCAGGAACUUGGAGAUUUUGAAGAUGUGAAAAGACUAGAUCCAACUUUCCCCCCAAGGUCCCCUGCAGCAAGGAAAUUCAAACCACAGGCAAUUGAGGUUAAGUCGCUGUCUAAAGAAACACAGAAACAACAGACGCCCACAGACGUUACAGGAAACAGCAGGCCUCAAACUAUUGAGGUUAAAUCUAUAGCUAAAACUUCUCAAAAGCCAGCGGUACCUCCCAAACCAAGCUGCAAAUUUAAACCAGCCGAUUUAGGGGCAAUGCCAAGUGAAGCGCAGAGACCUUCAGCAACAACUGUAAAGCCACAAAGUGAUGGGAGGUCUCAAACUAUUGUUGUGUCCUCACCGACAAUCUAUAGAAAGCUCUCCAAUGAGUCCACAUCGACGUCAAGCUAUACAAGAAAAGUGGCUGUGUCUGCAGUAUCCAGCCUCAAACCGCCGUCUUGCAAAGCAGCAGCAACCACCAUCUCUAAUCUCUCAAACCAGUCAACAGCAUCAGAGGCCGAGGCAUCUAAUGACAGAGGUCAGCAGCAAAAGCCAGGGGUCAUGCCUCAGACUCCUAGAUAUACACAGAGACCCACAACCUUACCUACAGCUCCAAUAUCAGCCACUCGGCCAGCUUUCACCUCAGCUCCGGGUCCAGUCUUUGACCCCAAACCAAACCAUGUCCCUGGACCUGAAUCAGCUGGAUCCAACAAGCCAAGCCAGGCAGCUGUUAUGUAUCCAGACAGCCAACACCAGUAUUCCAGGUCAGCAUACCCUCACGAACAAGAUAUGGCGGUAACUUCAAACAAUACAAAACAACUUGCAGGUGUUUCCAAAACACAAGUGCCAGGAUACACACACCAGCCAUGCCGGGGAUCCCUCUCAAGUGAGCUCUCCCAAAGGACAGAUGACCUGCUUUUUUAUGCCUCAGACGACCCUCCGAGCUACGACGAAAGAGAGAGCUUCAGUCCCCUCAUCCUCCCAGAUCUGACCUCCAGGAGGGGGCACUAUCAACCCUCAUCCCGCCCUCCUCCUUGCUCGUGCACAGCUGGCUGCCCUUCCCACCCUGGUGUCACCCCUCCUCACCAUCACCGCACCCCCCAUAACCUUACCCCUCCCGCCCCUACACACUCUCCAGGUCAGGCUCUGCCUUACCCGGGCGCUCAACCCCCUCUCCGUCUCCACCAGUGCAGACCUGACGCUCAGCCAAUAAGCUACCAGCCCAGCUCUCCAAAAUCAAGCCCUCUUGGUCCAGGUCAGCCACCGGGCAUGUACCAGCCUCUUCACCAGCCUCCUCCCUGCCCUCCCCACCCCUCAAUCUUGCAGCCCUGCCCUGCCCCGCUGCAGCCCUCCCAGCAUAUUGACCCUCGACGACCACCUGUCCACAGAUCCCCCCAGCAACAGCCGCCACCAAUUGCUGGUGCUCCUUACAGCGAUACAGGCCACAGCAACUCUCCAGGCCUGCCUCCUAUGGAUCCCCAGUACCUGUGUGGCCCUCAAAGUCUUGGGCCCUCCUAUGGCUCUGAAUAUGGGGGAGACAGCUCAAGUUUGUACUCAGAGAGCAGCUAUGGACAGACACCUCGCAGAGUGCUACUAGAUCCUGAAACAGGGAAGUAUUUUUACAUAGAGGUGCCUGUGCAGCCACUGAGAAAAAUGUUAUUUGACCCAGAGACAGGCCAAUACGUGGAGGUGCUGAUCCCGCAGCAGUCAAUGUCACAUUUGGGCAUGUACCCCCCCGCAGCAGCCCCUUACACAUCUCUCCACAACCCCAACAUGUAUGCUCCUGCUCCACAGUACAUGCCCUAUGCAGCUCCUCCUCCCCAAGCCCACCCCCAGACCCAGCCUCAGCCACCCCGAUAUCCUGAGGCCUCUGCCGCUGCAACAAUGCACGCAGGUGGGCCUGGGGUCAGCUACAGGAAUCCCUCUGGUCAGUCAAAGGCAGAGGCCCAGAAUCACCCACCGCUCGACCAGAGCUACCUGGAGAACAUGUAUUAUGUCCCUACAGGGAUGAAUGCGAGCCCCAAUCCCACCCCACCAGACUAUUACCACAAACAUCCCCCCAACCUCCCCCCAACAGUGGGAAAAAGGUCCUGAAAUAGAGGACAGAGGCCGCCUUCCUGGAGCCUGUUGGGUUUUAAAUACACAGUGUAUAAAGGAGGUGUCUAAUGUUAGCCUGUAACGUUAUUUGAGUUUUCACUAAAGAUUUGCUAUCUUCAGUUGUUUAUUUGCUGCUGCUUCAUCUGUGCUAGGCUGCACAAUGUACGAUUCUGGAAUUAAUAGUUUUGAAAAUACAAGAGAGAAAGAUAUUUUUUAUGAGGUGUUUUUAAAUUUCAAAAAUGGUCUCAUACAAUUCCGGUAAUUCUAAAGCACUACAAAUAAAUAGGUUUUGCUGAGGUGCAAUGAAUGUCUCCCAAAAAAUUGUAUUAAUUUUGUUAUUGUGUUUUAGAUUAAUGAGUUUGUGCACAGGAUGUCUGCAACUGGCAACUCUGCAACUGGCAAUAAAACAUGUUACAUAUUAA